Adineta ricciae is the source of this 1008-nucleotide messenger RNA. Lineage: Eukaryota; Metazoa; Rotifera; Eurotatoria; Adinetida; Adinetidae. The record is from the annotation of a GenBank genome assembly.
AUGUCUCAACCUAUAAGUUCGUCUGUAACGCUUCCAUUAGAAUCUACUUUACGAGAUAUUUAUCCUUUAAUCACUUCACUUCGACCGAAUUGGUCUCCCUCUAAUCUUCGCUUAUAUCAACUGAUUGGUGGUAUUAAUAAUACAGCAUUCGGAAUUUAUAGUGAAUCAGAUCGAUCGGAUACACUUGUGAUUAAAAUAUACGGAUUUAAAACCGAAGAAUUCAUUGAUCGUUAUCAUGAAAAAACCAUUUUAUCAACUCUUGUCAAUCAUGGCCUUGCUCAGCCAGUUCUUCUUCAAUUCACAAAUGGAAUUAUCUACAAAUUUAUCCCCGGUAGUGUUUGUACAGAAAAUUACAUCCGAAAUAUACGCAUUGCUCCAUUGAUCGCACGUCAUUUGGCUAAACUGCAUUCCAUUCCGCUUGAAAAUCAAUAUCACGAACCUUGUCUCAUGCCAUUGAUUAAAAAAUUUGUGAAAUUAAUCAUUACUAAUCACAAACAUUAUCCCGAAGACUUUGUUUCUCUUUGUUCCGAUAUUGAUUGUAUUGAAAAAGACCUUCUACCUUCCAUGUUUCCAAAUCCCCGAUAUGGUAUCGAUUUAGUCUUAUGUCACAAUGACCUUGCUUGUACGAAUAUUCUUUAUAAUGCAUCAUCUCAAACGAUUUCGUUCAUCGAUUUUGAAUAUAGUGCAAUAAAUUAUGCACUUUUUGACAUUGCUAAUCAUUUCGUUGAAUAUGUAGGUGUCGAUCAGAUGAAUUUCGAUCGAUGUCCGACAAGAAAUGAGCAAUACCAUUGGCUGAAGAUAUAUUUUCAAGCACGAAAAUUAAGUUUCGAUGAUCCAGAAAAGACAUACCGACAAAUCGAACAAUUUUCCGCUUUAGCACAUCUGUGCUAUGGUCUAUGGGCGUUUGCACAAGUGGCCUUUGCUACCGUUGAACAUGAAUAUCUAUCAUAUGGUCAGCGUCGACUUAACCGAUACAAGGAAAUGAGAUCAAUGCUAUUCAAUCGAUAA